AAGACAGUCAGUCCCAUCUUGCACCAUACACUUUGAAAAUGCAAUUUUCUACUUCCAAGAUCAUUACUCUUGCUGUUCUUUUCAGCCCAGCUGCUCUAGCUGCCCAGUGUGAUCACAAUGGAUCGGGAGGCAAUAUCGAAGAUGCCUGGAAAGUCCGCGAGACUGUCUGCGGUGGUGGCUGUCCGUUCCAGCAACCAUGCACCAGAAAUGUCAAUGCGGCAACACUCCAAAGACAGCGACUUGAUGGCGGUAAAGGAUAUAGCCAUUGUUGGGAUGCUACUGAGGAAAUCAUCAACCAAUGCUUGAAAGGCGGCUGGCGUUCUGGGACUUGGUCCCUCGAUGGCCAGUGGUACUACUUGGACAAUUUGUGA
Messenger RNA from Aaosphaeria arxii CBS 175.79, 371 nucleotides. RefSeq lists its product as uncharacterized. Bases 39 to 371 code for a protein of 110 amino acids. The transcript has 2 exons. The record is from RefSeq and is a predicted model, not a curated record. Lineage: Eukaryota; Fungi; Ascomycota; Dothideomycetes; Pleosporales.